This is a messenger RNA of Diaporthe amygdali, 630 nucleotides long. RefSeq lists its product as uncharacterized. Bases 1 to 630 code for a protein of 209 amino acids. The transcript is spliced from 2 exons. The record is from RefSeq and is a predicted model, not a curated record. NCBI's taxonomy places the organism in Eukaryota, Fungi, Ascomycota, Sordariomycetes, Diaporthales, Diaporthaceae.
AUGGGUCGCCCUCCCAAGACACAGGAGGAGCUCGCUGCCUUCUUGGCCAGGCCACAAGUCGACUACCACGAGCGCCGUCGCAUCGCCCUCGAGAAUAGCCGCCUGAACAUGAUGGCUCCCUCGAGAAUUAUUCUCGCCGCCGCAGCCUCGUUCGGAGUCGGCAUCUCGCUGGGCAUGACCCAGGGGAGCAAGAUGGCAGGGCUCCAGUUCCGCGCCGAGCACGCCCACAAGCUGCCAACGACACCAACCGGCUGGUUCAUGUACCACAAGAGCAAGAACUACAACAUGGCCAGGGGUGGGCUCAAGGAGGGUCUCAAGAUGGGCGCCAAGGUGUCCUUCUGGACUACAGCCAUGUUCGUGGUCGAGGACAUGUACGACGAGUACCGCGAGUCCAAGGACUUUGUCAACACCAUGCUGGCUUCCCUGACUGUCGCCGGCGGAUUCAGUCUGUGGAAUCGUUUCAGCCUCCCCAUGACGGCACGAACAACCAAGACCGCCCUUGUUGUCGGACUCGUCUAUGGCGGCCUUCAAGACGCUGCCGGCGCAGCACGAGGCCGGCACAUUGGUUACAUCGACUGGAUCAAGAGGCGGAUGCGAGGUCAGAGCAAGGAGUUGGAACAAGAAAUAUGA